AUAUUAUUUCAUACCGCUAUUGAGAGCGAGUUUUUUUUUUCAGUGUAUGUACGAAGCUUGUUCGAAGAGGUCGCUGCGAUCAUGACAUUUCUAUUGUUUUGACACUUCACACUUUGCUAGUGUGUGCGAUUGUCACUUCGGUGUUAUUACGUUUUGUUGACGAAUUCAUCCAAACAGAUUCAAUUUCAUGUGGAAAUUUUCAUUUUGAAAUUAGAUUUUUUUUGUUAGAUUCUUUGGAGCGAAGAAAUAAUAGUUCUUGUAGUAGAUUUAAAAUCCAAAUACUACUAAUAUUGUAGUUAACAAUUGAAACAUUUAUUCGUUCGAAUCGAAUUGAUGUACUGAUUUUUCUGAAAAUAUUGAUUUAAAAAUGGCAAGUGACGAUGAAGAUGAGCUGUGCCGCUUCGGAACUCCAUUGGAUCCGAUUGAAGAAGAUGAAGUGCCAACAACGAAAAAGAUCACAUUAGCCGAUCAAAUAGCGGUGGAUAGCAAUGGGAAGCGUCGAUUUCAUGGUGCAUUCACCGGUGGAUUUUCGGCCGGGUUUUGGAAUACAGUUGGAUCUCGCGAAGGCUGGACACCGAGUGAAUUCAAGAGUUCGCGUGGUGAAAAGGCAUCGCAACGAGUGCAGAGGCCGUCUGAUUUUAUGGACGAUGAGGAUAUGGGUGAAUUCGGUAUAGCACCACAACGAAUCCAAACGACAGAAGAUUUUGCACCGUCCGAAGGUCGACAGAAAAACAAGCGAAAAUUGCAAUUGGAUACGGCACAAGGGCCAAUCCCUGGUGCUCCGGUGCUGGAACUAGUAUUGGAAUCAUGCCGUGAUAGGGCUGCUGUUAGAUUAUUGAAACGAAUGGACAAAAGAUACGCGGCGGCACUUUCGAAAAAACCAAAAAAACCAGAAGAGCCACCCGUUACAGAGUCGGAAGAUGAAACAAUGGAAACGAAAGAAGCGAAUAAACCAGAUGAAACAUCGGAAGCGGCAUCACAAGAAAAGGUGUACAAGUGUGAUAUGGGGCCAAUGCGUCGACCACGAAGAGAUAGCGAAGGCAGUAGCAGCGAUGACGAAGAACUAGUCUUUGACGAAGAUGAAUUUGAUGCAAUUUUCAAAAAUUUCAAAAUCAAUCGCUUCGGAUUGGACUACAAGGGAUUGGAUAAAGGCAAUUUUUUUGCAACCGUUGGAUCUGAAGUGCCAAUCAUUCAAAAUAACUUCAACAGUUUAUCGUCUUUCACAAUGGUCGAUCAGAAUAAGAAAAAGGUGACGAUACGAGGUCAAGCGUUUGGUGUUGGUGCAUUCGAAGAAGACGACGAUGAUAUUUAUGGCCGAGAUGACAUGAGCAAAUAUGAUUUUCGAUUGGAAAACAAAAUUGAGAGUGGAUCGUCAAAGAGCUCAAGGUAUAAAGAACGGGGAUUUAUUAGUGGCUUCAGCGAUGCAUCGUCUGUCAGUCGAAUUGCAUCGAAAUACGUAUUUAAAGUGCCACUUCCAUUUGGAUUCGAGCCGAGAAAUUGGAUGAAACGAAAGAGUCGAUUCGGGCCUGAAGUUGCCGGUUCCAGUUCGUCAUCGAUCAAAGGACCGGCUGAUAAAGUGAUUGGACGACAUGAUUUAACACCUGAUCAACGUGGAGAGCUGCUGGGUGAUAAAACAGCUAAGAAGGAUACAGUUAGUGAUAUCGAUGCGAAAUUGAAGGCAGCCGGCUUGAAAACUAUGAACUUUACAUCUGGUGGAAUUGAAAACAAGUCAGAUGAUGGACCAAAACCAACAACGAGUGACGACUUGAGCGCGAAAAUCGAAGAAAACUUGACAAAAAUACGCAAUAAAUCGUUUGUUGUGCCAGAGUCUAUACCGCAAAUUUUUGACAGAUUCACGGCUUCAAACGACUCAAAACCAUUAUCUGAGCUAGAUCCAUCCGAGACAACGAAAAUCAAAGAGGUACCAGCUGCUCCAGUCGUGCCGAAAGAGGUAAAAAAAGUCAUUCGUACUAGAAGUACUUGGGUGCCGUGUCAAUUGCUUUGUUAUAAGAUGAAUAUGGAAACGAAUGUGGGAACAAAUCCCGAGAAAGGUAAAACAUUUUCGCUAUUCGAAUGUAUUGCAAGCACCGAGUCAGCACGUCGAAAUCGAUUAGAAUUCACGAAUGUUCGACAGGAUGACAGUGAAUGGUCUGAGCUGAAGAAAAUUGAAGAAAAGUCAGUGGAACGAGCGAAUCAGGCGAAAUUGAUUCAAAAUGAACUCACCAAUAAAAUUGUGUCAAAAGAACUUCCCGCUUUAGUUGUCGAGAGAAAACCACUCGGAGGAGCUCCAGAGCCAGGUGCAAAAAUUGAAAUAAAGCCUGAACCACCAGUUGCAAAACGAAAUAAGCCGAAGACUGAGCUAGAGAUGAAAAUAAUCGACGCACAACAUGAGCAUCCAUCGAAAAAGAAAGAUAUUUUUAAAGCAAUUUUUGACAGUGACACUGAGAAUUCGGAAGGAGAUGAAGAAAAGGAAGAAAGUAGUGGAAUGUCAACUGUUCCAAAACCACCGACAAUUAAUGCUGAUGUAAUGGCUACACUGACACGACCAUCCACUUCGUCAGGCGCAAUUUAUGCACAGCUCCCCGACGAAGCAUUCAAGCCAAAGUCAGCCAGAGAAAUAAACAUUCUACGGAACACAUCUCCGCCCCGUGGUAUUUUCAGUGGCUUAACCAAGAAAAUGGAACCACCAGCGAAAAUUGACUCGGCCGAAAAUAAAUCCAGUGAAUCAAUUGAAGAUAAGGAGGAAGAUUCAAACGCCUAUGGACCAACAUUACCGCCAUCUAAACCAUCCAGUUCACAUAAUGGAAAGUCAGACAUUUCAACAGCAUCAAGGGAUAACCCAAAUGCGCUGGCUUCAAUUUCGUUGGGCAAAACAAAAGUGAUUUACGAGGAGAAAUGGAUUGAAAAAUCGGAAGAAAAGGAGAAAAAGUCCAAAAAAGAAAAGAAACACAAGAAAGAUCGCGACAGACAUAAGAGUAAAAAACAGAAAAAAGAAAAACAUAAGAAGAAAAAGCGAUAAAAAUGUGAUCAUUGUUCAAAUACAAUUGAAAUUGAAUUCAAAAUUUAAUUGAAUAAAAAUAUAAAUUUAAA
Molecule: messenger RNA, 3090 nt
Organism: Sitodiplosis mosellana (orange wheat blossom midge)
Lineage: Eukaryota; Metazoa; Arthropoda; Insecta; Diptera; Cecidomyiidae
Product: G patch domain-containing protein 1 homolog
Exons: 4
Coding region: 368-3019 (883 amino acids)
Biological process (GO): mRNA processing
Cellular component (GO): nucleus
Molecular function (GO): RNA binding
Source: RefSeq, a predicted model, not a curated record